Messenger RNA from Homarus americanus (American lobster), 3824 nucleotides. RefSeq lists its product as uncharacterized. The transcript has 2 exons. The coding region runs from base 130 to 1803 and encodes 557 amino acids. Lineage: Eukaryota; Metazoa; Arthropoda; Malacostraca; Decapoda; Nephropidae. The record is from RefSeq and is a predicted model, not a curated record.
GCGCACGGGAGCCGCAUUCCUAGUUCUCCAGCCAGCAACUGACGCCUCCCACCACCUCUAUCACCCUCAUACUUUCAUUGCCGUCACCUGAAGUUCACAGUAGAGAAAAGUCUUUGGGAACGUGUCAACAUGGAUGGUAUUACCGCUCGUAGGAAGGCUAAAGUAGCUGCACAUGAAGCCAUUAAGAAACAGGCUGACGUAACUGGUGAGAGAGAGGCGUACCAGUUACAUGGUGUUGCCCGGAGGAAAACUGUACUGGAAGUACAGGAGGCUGGUACAGAAAUGAUUACACGUAAAGCAAACGUGUUGUUGGAUGCUGAAGUCCUUGAGAGUACAUUAGGUAUGCUCAAAUGUGAUGAUUGUAACGGUAGUGUGAAGGUUUUAGUGAAACCCGUGUGUGUUGAUACCGUGGUGUCAGUGACAUGUGUGGAUUGUAACAAGAUUGUGCUUGAAAUAAAACCCAAAUUAAUGAAUGUGAACAAAACUGAAAAAGAAGAAGACAUAUAUGAAAAUAAUCUAAGUUUAGUAUUAACAUUGGCUAGUCGUGACGUUAGUUAUAGAGAAUUCUUUGAUGCAGCUGAGAGUAUGAAAAUAGGUGGUCUGUCAUACAAGUCAUGGCUCAGACAUUUAAGGUAUAUUCAUAAUGCCUUACUCAAGAAGUGUGUUGUUAUGUUCCUUAAAGCUAGAAGUGCUGUUCAGAUGAUAUAUGGAGAGAUAGGUCGACAUCCAGAUACUGAUGGUAUUUUAAACAUUGAUGUGAGUUAUGAAAGUGCUUGGCUUGAUCAGGGACCUGAGAGAUACUAUGGCGUGGGCGUUGUUAUUGAACUUUACACUGGCAUUGUGUUGGACUGGGAAUUUGUGUCAAGUUACUGCCACGAGUGUAAAGAGAAGAAAGAAGACAAGGUGCAGGGAAGCUAUGAUGAAUGGAAGAGGAGUCAUGAACGUAACUGCAAUAUGAAUUACAAGGGUGAUAGUGACGGUAGGGAAGAAGCAGUUGUCCAGAGGAUGUGUUCAAGAUCUGUAGAGAGAUACCAAGUUAGGUAUGUUGUGUUUAUCACAGAAAGAGACUCUAACGCUUGUGACAAAAUAAUGCAAAUGAAUAAUGGACAGGGCCCGUAUGGUGCUAAACAUGCUGUUGUCAAAGAGGAGAGUAUAAGUCAUUUGAGGAAGGAACUGGGUGCAGCUCUGUAUAAGGUAAGGGAUCAAAUGAUUAAAAUGAAAUGCCCAGAGCUGACUAAAGAAGUUAUUGGGAAUAUUCAGUCCCAUUGUGAAAUGUCGGUGAGACUAAACUUAGGAAAAUCACGAAAAGAUAUGAAGAGAGCCAUUUUUUCCUCGUACCUUCACUGCACGGCCGUAGAUGACACACCUGAUCGACACCAGUUUUGCCCGCAAGGCCCAGACUCACUGUGUUUUUGGCAGAAGGCGCGUGCAAGGAAUCAGACCCCACCACCACAUAGAGAGGCAAACAUGUUCACUAACUUCUUUGACCUUACUGAUGAAAUUAAGGACAAAAUAACUCAUAUCUAUGCGAGGCUCGCCGAUGAUGAUUUUCUAAUCCAUUGUCGCUUAGUAAAUACACUGACUAGCAGUAAGACUCUCCUUGGUUGGGUUUGGCACAGAUGUGGAAGAGAAAGAUACAGGAGAUUAGAAAUGUUGCAAUUUGCAACAGCACUGACCUGUCUUGAGUGGAAUAUGGGCUAUACAGAAGGGGGCCUACAUAAGGAGCUGGGGUUGAAGUACACACCGCACACAGCAAGAAUGAAGGAAGUCAUGGAGAGAUCCAGAGUAACAAGAUAUCAGUAGAAGAAAUGCAUACAAAAAGAGACUUUGUUGUCCAGUGAUGAGCUACAGACUGAUGAUGCUUCAUCUAAAAGUGAGGCAACCAUAUAAUGAGUGAGCAGUGAACAUCUGCUGUGUUAAGUGUGUGGUGAACAGUGGUUCAUAUCCGAGUGUCACUGGAAAACCAUAAAUGUACAAAGGUUAUGUAAUUUAAUAUUUUAUUUGUAACUGUGACAUCUAUUUGAUUCAAUUGUUGUGAACUAAUAGAAAGUGUUUUAGUUCUCAGUUGACAUCAGUGUGUGACAAUUGAAUUUAUUGAUACAGAACAAGUUUAGUGUUAUAUUUUUCAUUUUUGUAAUUUUAUUGCAUUGUGCAUUUUACAGUGUUGACUUUUAUGCAUUGCUAGUAAAUGUGCUAUAUGUAUGUGAGAACUAAUGCAAGUGUAUUUUCAGUAAUUGUAUUGAUUGGGUUGAAGACUCCGUGGUGAGAUGGAAGCCUAUAACAAUGAAAUCUCUUGAAAUGGAUUGUUGAAAAUACAUGUAAGGCUCCACCAAGUGUGAGUAAAGCAUAGAGUAAUUUGUGAAAUGUUAAUACAGUGCUAAGAUAAUUGCGCACUAACAGAGACAGUGAAUACUUGUAAAGUAUUAUCAAUUAUUUUGACAAUUAAUAACCUGAGCAUUACUCUGAGUACUUUAGAACAGGGGUUCUCAAACUGUUUUCAACCAAGGAUCCCUUAUAUACCAUGACGCAUACAAAUAUUGUCAAUAAUGAAAGAAUAAAUCAUAGUCCAAAGCAUUUGUUCAUUUCAACCCAAAUCCAAAAUAUCCUGUGAAUUGGAAUCUCCAAAUCUCUCACAAACGUUAAAUCACUGCUUUAGAGUACUCAAACUGUAUACUGCUCUCUUUAAAGAUAGUUAAUUUUCUGUGUGACAGUCUCCUAUAGUGUUACCAAUUAUUUUUAUGAUUAUCCAUUUAAGAAGUAUUCUGUGCAGUUAUAUGUAUAAAUGUUUACCUCCUAUGAUCUUGAAGGGUUUCAACUGAAUCUUUCUUUGUUUGUGAAGUUGUAGUAGUGUUGAAGUUCUGUGUAACAUCAAGGCAUGAUGAUGACAAUAAUGUUAAGUUGCAACCUUUGUGUGAGUUCCGAGGAGAACUUACACAAAGCCAUGGAGGCCAGUAUUCAGAAGCGAGCACUGCUGAAGGCUCAGAGACAGGGGGAGAAAGUUAGGUUUAGAAAUUUUCCAUCAGGGCCAAAGCCUGACAAAAGGGAGACUAAGGAAGUUGGUGGUUGUCAUGGCUACUAGACUUCAGGUGUGGAGAACGGGAAAGCCGGUGACUUGAAUAGAUCUUUUUAUUAAGUAUGCCUAGACUUGUCCAGUCUCUUUGUUAUUGUUGUGCUGUUGGGAAGUGUGUGGUGUGAUGUGUGUUUAUCGGAGUUGUUGAGUUGGAGGAUUGACCGUUUUGCAUUACCAUUCUAAAUAUUAGCUAGUGGGAGACCUUUUGUAAAGGGAUGGUCAGUAUUUAGUCUGGGCAUGGAGGUUGGUUGAUGUGUCUUACUGUACUGCAGUGGGACCAUCUGUUACAUGGGUGCUCAGGUUCUGUUGGACGUCCUAUUCUAAGUAGGCCGUGUGUUGGAUAGGAGGUAGAUGUGCUGGACUUUGGCAACGGCUAGGCGUGUAGUUGCAUGGACCUAGUGCGGUUUAAAUGCUUUUAUGGCGAAACAAUAGAAGGGAGGUGUUUGGGUUGGUAUCUCGUGAGGACCGUUGCGUCAACCUUAUUGUCUGUUGGACAUCAUGUUAACUCUGACCCCUCAGAACUGGCCUCGACGCGUGAGCGCAGAUGGACUAUUCGUAAUAUAGUCGCCCGAUCCUCUCACCGGCUGGAUGGGGUCCAAUGCAUCUGCUCCUAACCUGAAAACUCUAUUUGUUAAACCUCAUUCUGGGCCUUUUUUUUUUACUUUUAUCCUCUUCACCACUGAUCGGCUCGUUAACCGCUUGGGCGAUCGGUCAAGUCUCUGUUACGCACUGUUGACAAGUACUGGGCAUGCAC